AUGAGUGAUUUGAUAGCCUUUUAUUAUCCAUCUCAGGUUUAUACUGAUACUCUGAAAGAAGAGUUUCCUCAUAUUCAGUUUUUCAAUGAUUUACCUACGUUACAUCAGUUUAUUGGAAUAAAUCAAAAUCAUUUAAUAAAACUUUUUUUAUCAUCUGAUUUUAAUACAAACGAAUUAUUUUCGCAGUUACAUAGCCAACUACAAUCCAUCUAUAUUUAUUGUUGUUGUAUUCGUAAAGUAGAAGAUUUAACUGCAUGGAAACGUAACAAUCAAUAUUUACGUGUACGUGAAAUAUUUCGUCAAGAUGAACUUAAGUAUUGGUUAUCUAUCGUUUCUCUAAAAUAUCGUUAUCAUAAAAAUAUAUUCUCUAAAGAAUAUGAAUAUUAUUCUAACAUGGUACAAAAAUAUCUGGAUGACAGUAGUUUUAAUAAUAAUCUCAAUGUAAGACAAGCAACAUCAUAG
Didymodactylos carnosus is the source of this 462-nucleotide messenger RNA. Lineage: Eukaryota; Metazoa; Rotifera; Eurotatoria; Philodinida; Philodinidae. The record is from the annotation of a GenBank genome assembly.